Molecule: messenger RNA, 4463 nt
Organism: Tachysurus vachellii
Lineage: Eukaryota; Metazoa; Chordata; Actinopteri; Siluriformes; Bagridae
Gene: ptpn11a
Product: protein tyrosine phosphatase non-receptor type 11a
Exons: 16
Coding region: 243-2027 (594 amino acids)
Biological process (GO): protein dephosphorylation
Molecular function (GO): protein tyrosine phosphatase activity
Source: RefSeq, a predicted model, not a curated record
UUUACAACCGACUCGAAAGGUCUCCGAUGCUGAGGCCUAGCUACCGAGUUUUGUUCCUCGGACUAUUUGUUUUUUAUUUUACAUGCCCAUUUAUUUACACCCGUUUUGAACGGGUCUUUUCCUUAUGACGGUUUUUGCCAGAGAAAAACAGCGGGGAUUUCGGCGCAGUCGCUUUGCGUUGAAAGUGAAUAAAAUCUGACUUGAGAAUCCGGAGAGAGGAAACAAGGCUGAGGAAGAAGAAGAUGACAUCUCGGAGGUGGUUUCACCCGAACAUCACUGGUGUGGAGGCUGAGAACCUUCUCCUGACGCGUGGCGUGGAUGGAAGCUUUCUGGCCCGACCGAGCAAAAGCAACCCUGGAGAUUUCACCCUCUCUGUCAGGCGAAAUGGAGCAGUCACCCACAUUAAGAUCCAGAACACGGGGGACUACUACGACCUGUACGGAGGAGAGAAAUUUGCCACCUUGGCUGAACUGGUGCAGUUUUACAUGGAGCAUCACGGGCAGCUAAAGGAGAAGAACGGCGACGUGAUCGAGCUGAAGUACCCGCUGAACUGCGCUGACCCGACGUCAGAGAGGUGGUUUCAUGGUCAUCUUUCGGGCCGUGAAGCCGAGAAGCUGCUGACAGAGAAGGGCAAGAACGGCAGCUUCCUGGUCCGAGAGAGCCAGAGUCAUCCUGGGGACUUUGUUCUCUCCGUACGAACCGGCGAUGACAAAACGGACAGCACCGACGGCAAACCCAAAGUCACCCAUGUCAUGAUUCGUUGCCAGUCUGAUAUGAAGUAUGAUGUUGGUGGAGGGGAGAAGUUUGACUCCCUGACAGACCUGGUGGAACACUACAAGAAAAACCCCAUGGUGGAAACACUUGGCACCGUGCUUCAGCUCAAACAGCCUCUCAACACGACACGCAUUAACGCAGCCGAGAUCGAGAGCAGAGUGCGGGAGCUCAGCAAACCGGCCGAGGCCACCGAUAAGGUCAAACAGGGCUUCUGGGAAGAGUUUGAGACGCUUCAACAGCAGGAGUGCAAGCUGCUGUACAGUCGCAAAGAGGGCCAGCGCGCCGAGAACAAGAACAAGAACAGAUACAAAAACAUCCUUCCAUUCGACCACACGCGAGUCAUCCUCAACGACGGAGACACAAACGAGCCGGGCUCCGAUUACAUCAACGCUAACAUCAUCAUGCCAGAGUUGGAGUCGAAGUGCAACAACGCCAGAUUAAAGAAAAGCUACAUCGCCACACAGGGCUGUCUGCAGAAUACAAUAAGUGACUUCUGGAGGAUGGUGUUUCAGGAAAACUCUCGAGUCAUUGUUAUGACGACUAAGGAGGUCGAGAGGAGCAAGAGUAAGUGUGUGAAGUACUGGCCGGACGUUUCGGCGCUAAAGGAAUACGGUGCAAUGCGUGUGCGCAACGUCAAGGAGACGUCAGCGCACGAUUACAUCCUGCGAGAGCUGAAGCUUUCGAAAGUCGGACAGGGAAACACAGAGCGCACUGUAUGGCAGUACCAUUUCCGUGCCUGGCCCGAUCAUGGUGUGCCCGCAGAUCCCGGCGGUGUGCUGGACUUCCUGGAGGAGGUCAAACUAAAGCAAGAGGGCAUUCUAGAGGCUGGGCCUAUUGUGGUGCACUGCAGUGCCGGGAUUGGACGCACUGGGACCUUUAUUGUGAUUGACAUCUUAAUAGACAUCAUCAGAGAGAAAGGAGUGGACUGUGACAUUGAUGUGCCCAAGACGAUCCAGAUGGUGCGAUCACAGCGCUCAGGAAUGGUGCAGACCGAAGCCCAGUACCGCUUCAUCUACAUGGCAGUUCAGCAUUACAUAGAGACCCUGCAGCGCCGCAUAGAGGAGGAGCAGAAAAGCAAAAUCAAAGGACGAGAGUACACCAACAUUAAGUACUCGCUGACUGAUCUGAGCGGAGGGGACCAGAGCCCGCUUCCUCCCUGCACCCCUACGCCAACCUGUGCCGAUAUGCGGGAGGACAGCUCCAGAGUGUAUGAGAAUGUGGGACUAAUGCAGCAGCAGAAGAGCCACAGAUGAGACUCUGACUUACAGGACUGUCUGACUCACAGCAUCCAUUUUUCCUUAUCGCCAGCCGCACCUGAAAGCCUGAAACGUGAUCAUCGCUACCCGGAAAGACGAAAAUAAAAAUGUAUGAAAAGGAAUUUUAAGAAAAAAGAAAACGGAGACCAGUCUGUGAGGGAGAGAUGUGGAUGGAGUAAAAUUCAUUUCUCCUCCCUGCAAAGCAGCCUUUUUUUUUUUUUUUUUUUUUUUUUUUCUCUCUCUUUUCUUCUUCUCACCCCUCCCCCAUGCUAAGAAACCACUGUGAACAUCGUGAAGCCUUACUCGUGAGGAUGGAGAGAGAGAGAGAGAGAGAGAAGGAGUGAGAGAGAGAGAGCGCAAGAGCCCCUGCGUAAAUGAACUGAUCCGCUGUGGAGUUCUCUGCAAUCCAUUCAGGCUGCAAUUAGCAAAAUGUAGAAAUGAGCUUUUGCUGUCUUGUUCUUGUUUUUGUGUCUUUUUUUUUUUUUUUUUCUCUUUUGCUCAAUUUUCUUUCUAUUACCAAAGCAAGAUUAUAUUAGACUUAUUCUGAGUUUUGGUGUUUUGUAAUGACAUGAAAUGGCAUGUGCUCAAAACACACAGCCUUAACUAGUCACUUAUAGUAUAUUUGUUCUCUUAUACACACACACACAUCAAAAGUAUAGCUGUGUCCUACAUUCAGUGUACAAGGUUUUAAGGGAGAAAAAGGAGGGAAAGCCGACUUUUGGGAGACUUCAUCCAAAAUCCCUCUUGUCCCUCGACCUACAGAUUUCUAGGAUUGGAUAUUUGUUAGUUAUGUAAAUGUUUCUUUCUUUUCCUUCUUUUCUUUUCUUUUUCUUCUCUUCUUGUUUUUCCUUUCUUUCUAAGACAACGUGCCUUUUUUUUGAAUACAUAUGUAUGAGCACCAUAAGAACUUAUUUUCUGAGUCCUUGAUGAAAAGAGGACCAAGGGGAGGUCUUCUUUGAUAUUUUUUUUUUUGAUGAUGGGAAUGUUUAAAUCUGGUCAUCUGCUUACAGUAUAUAUUCAUGUGGGUAUGUUUAUUGUUUUUUUUUUUUUUUCUAUUUCAGUCCCAGCACACUGUCCGCUACCGCCGGCGACUAAACCAACCUAUUCUCUUCCCUGUCUGUAUUUCUGUCGUCAUCAGUAUUUCUUGUUUCCAAACAAGAUUCCUGCUAUUCUUGUUAUUUUAAUGUGUUGUUCCACAUUUGUUUUUGCAUCUUUUGCCUCAUCAUUUCAAAAUUGCACCGCAUGACUGCCGGAUCUCCCCCUCCUCUACAGCCCUGCCCCCCUACUGCCCCGCCCCCUACUGCCCCGCUCCUUUACUGCCCCACUCCCUUACUGCCCCGCUCCCCUACCGCCCCGCUCCCUUACAGCCCUGCCCCUACAACACUUUGCUCUCAUUUUUUUAUAUUGUGGACGUGUUCUCUUCAGACACUUAAGAAUGUAAUUCUGCCAUUUGAAUUAUAUUCCUAAUUCUAACUACAAUACUAAUCUUUUCUAUUAAUACCUUUACAUGGCCUUAUAGGAAGCUAAGUGUUUGAUUCUGUGUUCUGCCAGGUGAGGAUCGGCCAAAUGUUCAGGGCUCGUAAUCAGCAAACUGUACUGCAUCCAUUUAUUUGUGUUUGCGUUUGUGUGAGGGUGCGUGUGUGCGCGAGAGGGUGCGUGUGUGCGCGAGAGGGUGCGUGUGUGUGCGAGAGGGUGCGUGUGUGCUCGUGUGAGGGUGCGUGCCUGUGUGUGUGAGGGUGCGUGCCUGUGUGUGAGCAUGUGUGUGAGGGUGCGUGCCUGUGUGUGAGCAUGUGUGUGAGGGUGCGUGCCUGUGUGUGUGAGGGUGCGUGUGUGUGAGGAUGCAUGUCCGUGCGUUAAGGUGCGUGUGUGAGAGGUCAUGCGUUGCCUGAGAAACUGCUGGUAAACAUCAGCUCAUGCCUAAUUUUUUUUUAUUAUUCAUUUUAAACUUUUUUCCCCCAGGCCCAUGCACACUUUUGUGGUCUUUCAUUUUGAUGGUUUUUUCAUCCGUGCACUUACUAACCUUUUUGGGUCCACACACAUUGACGUCUUUGAGAAACUCUGCGCCUAGUUUCAGUCCUUUUUACAGUAGGUUCAUUACCGGAAAAAAAAGUCUGACUCCUCACCCCACAACAUGCUAAUGUGAAUUUCUGUCAUCCUGAGGAGAAACCAUGGGAAAUGAAAUCAAUGCAAACAAACUAUAUUUUUGAACUUGUAUAUUGUACAUGAAUCUUGUAGAGGAGAAUGUACUUACUAAACAUAUCUAAAUGCCAAUUAAAAAAUAUAAAUCUAUAUAUACUGUAUGUUUAACCCAGCAACAUUUCUCACGGCGGAUUGUGAGCCCUGCCGAAGCUAAUAGAGGUUAUUGUGUUGUCUGGCUAUUGAUGCAAUUAACCGUUUAUCAGUUUGAUUAUAACAAUAAACAACAAGCUCACA